GCGGACUGUCUCCCAUAUUCCCCCUCCCGCUCCGUAGCAAGGGGCGGGCCCCGCAGGCGGGCGCGCGCGGAGCGGGGUCCAUGUCCCGUGGCCAGCGGGGCCCAGCAGGGAGCGGUGGUAGCUGGUGCCCGGAACCCCGAGAGUCUCUGUUUGGAAGGUGAAUUCAUCGCUCCCUGGUUUGUCAGGGGCCCUAGUGGUGCUGAGACCUGGCACUGCCACAGCCGGCCGGCACCUGCGCCUCUGCCUGGCUACUGCACAGUGGGAAAUGACCACACCUAACAAGACACCACCAGGUGCUGAUCCCAAGCAGUUGGAAAGGACUGGUACUGUUCGGGAAAUAGGCUCUCAAGCUGUUUGGUCCCUUUCAUCCUGUAAGCCAGGCUUCGGAGUGGACCAGUUACGAGAUGAUAAUCUAGAAACUUACUGGCAGUCUGAUGGGUCACAGCCUCAUUUGGUGAACAUCCAGUUUAGAAGAAAAACAACAGUGAAGACAUUGUGUAUUUAUGCAGACUACAAAUCUGAUGAAAGCUACACCCCAAGCAAGAUCUCUGUCAGAGUAGGAAAUAACUUCCACAACCUUCAGGAAAUCCGGCAACUUGAAUUAGUGGAACCGAGCGGGUGGAUUCAUGUUCCUUUAACUGAUUCUCAUAAGAAGCCUAUUCGCACAUUUAUGAUUCAGAUUGCUGUUUUAGCCAAUCAUCAGAAUGGAAGAGACACUCACAUGAGACAAAUUAAAGUGUACACUCCAGUGGAAGAAAGUUCUAUUGGUAAAUUUCCUAGAUGUACAACAAUUGAUUUCAUGAUGUAUCGUUCUAUAAGAUGAAUCUUCUUAUGAAGAAACAAUAAAAGUGACUUUGUUAUCAGUUUUGUUUCAAAUAUCUUUUCCUGUUAAAAAAGUGACAGGACUUAUUCUUGUGGAAUUAUCUCUCUAUAUACUUUAACUUUUUUGUGUGUAACUUUAACCUGUUUUAGCUGCGCUGUUUUUUGAUUUCUAAUCUGCUUUCGAUAGUCACAUUUUCUGUUAAUUGUAUUUACAAAGGCUGUAGGAAGUUUUUAGAUUUUCAAAACGUAUAAAAGAACUUUCUCUUUGCUUUGCUACGAAAUGGAUAACCGUGGUUCAGAUAACAUGUAUAUUCUUUUUUUCCAGGUGGUUUCUCCAUUUGUUGAUAAUGCAUUAGAAUACUUCAUGGCAUGACUGCAUAUUUUGGUUGGGUCAGUCCAAAAAAGCUGUGUUUUAAUUAGGUGUAUUUUAAUGAAUUAUUACUACUGUAUUUUUUUCUGGGUACGGGAUGUUCAUUCUUUUAAGAGGGUUCUUUAUGUUUUUGAAAUGACUCUACUGUGGUAUUGUGCAUGUCUUGUUUCUGGUGAGAAAUGUAUUUAACUGGGUUUUUAUUGUAAUAGGUCUCGAUGUGGGUUUCAUUUUUCUGUAUAACUGAAAAAGAAUUGAAAUCUAGAAGGAAAGUGAAUAUUUCUAACUGUAUUUUAUAUUGUCCUGUCAUUACAGAUAUAAUGUAACCAUUACAUCAUUCUAAUGUAACAAUAGACAUGCCAGGAAUGCACAGGCAACAUUCCUUAGCAUUGCUUACUGGCACCCUUUGAAGUCCCAUGGAUCACAUAAAAUAGUCAGAAUUCAGAUAAAAAUCUGUAUAAAUCUGAGCAAUGUUAUACUUAAGUUAUGGAGUUUCUUAGAAGAAAAAAGAUAAGCCAUUUUGAAAUAAAAACCACCACAAGGCAAACAAGAAACUUGUGCAUGGCCUAUUUAUAGCUAAUGGAAGCACGUAAUCUUAUUUUUUAAUGGGUUUUUGCAUUCUUAUUGUUCGGUGGUUACACUGUGAUUAAAAAAAGCGAGACCAGAAAACUAACAAUCUUCCUUUUAAAAUCUGAUAUAUAUGGGUGAAAUUUUGAAAAGCAGUCGCCAUUUAUCCAACUCUGUCCACCCCUCCAAAAAAACCAGAACACACUGGUAAAUUCCUAUUGAUUGCAAUGGGAGCAAAAUUAGGACAAAAGAUUUGAAAAUCACACUGCAAAUAAUUAAAAUUGGGAAGCAUGAUUAAAACAUGGGCAAGGCCAUGUGAGAAGAGGCUAAGAAAAUAUGGGUGAAGACUAGAGGAAGGGCAGAGGAGGAAAAGAAGGCACAGGAGUGACGGGAGCA
Trachemys scripta elegans is the source of this 2152-nucleotide messenger RNA. It is a transcript of the gene ANAPC10, whose product is annotated as anaphase promoting complex subunit 10. The transcript has 5 exons. Gene Ontology annotation, biological process: anaphase-promoting complex-dependent catabolic process; protein K11-linked ubiquitination. Gene Ontology annotation, cellular component: anaphase-promoting complex. The coding region runs from base 266 to 823 and encodes 185 amino acids. NCBI's taxonomy places the organism in Eukaryota, Metazoa, Chordata, Testudines, Emydidae. The record is from RefSeq and is a predicted model, not a curated record.